Acipenser ruthenus (sterlet) is the source of this 2088-nucleotide messenger RNA. Its product is annotated as anaphase-promoting complex subunit 10. The transcript has 6 exons. Gene Ontology annotation, biological process: protein K11-linked ubiquitination; anaphase-promoting complex-dependent catabolic process. The coding region runs from base 233 to 850 and encodes 205 amino acids. Gene Ontology annotation, cellular component: anaphase-promoting complex. NCBI's taxonomy places the organism in Eukaryota, Metazoa, Chordata, Actinopteri, Acipenseriformes, Acipenseridae. The record is from RefSeq and is a predicted model, not a curated record.
GCCGACAGGUCGGUAGGUUUUACGUCACAUAGAGCGACUGAAGUUUACAGCGCGAGUGGGAGAUUCGAAGUGAUCCAGCAGUGGUCGGUUUAGGGUCGGUACUCUUGAGAGAAAACGAUGGUUCUUUAAACUGGAUUUCGAAACGCAGCGACGAUAACUUGUGAGGCAAUUUAACCUCAGCAGGGUAAAAGCAUGUUACUGGCUUCAAAGCAUAGAAGAAGCUGGUUGGUUAAUGACAGGAAAGAAGGCUGCAGGUGAAUGGACCAAGGAAGAGCAAGAUUACCAGAAAAAAAUGGCAACAGCAAGCAAGACCCCACCAGGUGCCGACCCCAAGCAGUUGGAGAGAACAGGAACAGUCCGGGAAAUAGGUUCCCAGGCCGUUUGGUCCUUAUCAUCGUGUAAACCAGGGUUUGGAGUUGAUCAGUUGCGUGAUGACAACCUGGAAACCUACUGGCAGUCAGACGGCUCUCAGCCUCACCUGGUCAAUAUCCAAUUCAGAAGAAAAACUACGGUAAAGAUGCUAUGUAUAUAUGCAGACUUCAAAUCAGAUGAGAGUUACACGCCAAGCAAGAUCUCUGUCAGAGUGGGGAAUAACUUUCACAAUCUUCAAGAGAUAAGGCAACUGGAACUGGUAGAGCCCAGCGGGUGGAUACACGUCCCCCUCCUUGACAUCGUAAACAAUCCCAUUCGAACCUUCAUGAUCCAGAUUGCAGUACUGGCCAACCACCAGAAUGGCAGAGACACUCACAUGAGGCAGAUUAAAGUCUACACACCAGUGGAGGAGAGCUCUGUUGGGAAAUUCCCAAGGUGUACCACAGUGGACUUCAUGAUGUAUCGCACAAUCAGAUGACCGUCAUUGCACAAUAUUUAGUUGUGGUGAAAAUCUAAGAUUUGGUCCACAGAACACUUUAUGAGUUGCUCUGUGAAUCGAGUUGUCAUCUUAUAAAUUAUUGAGUUUUUUUUUUUUAGGGAGUAAUGUAUACAUUUUUAAACUGUACUGAGGGAACAGGUCUUGUAAACUGAAAGUGUCAUGCCAGCGCUUUGUGUAUUUCAAUGCAAACUCUUAAUACAUUUUUUUUUUUUUUUAAAGUUCCUGUUUUCUUCAAUGUAUUCAUUUUUAACCAAUACUAAAACACAUUACUAUAAACAAAGCAAAAACAUGAGUAAUUUUUUUUUUUAAAUGGGUUAGUGUGCUGUUCUUAUUGUUCCACUAUGCAUGUCCCUUUUGAGGUAUCAGACUUUGUUUUUCAUUUACUGCAUAUUUCAUUUGAGACAUCUUUUGAUUUAAAGACAUGCACGCACAACUAAUUCUUAAAGAAGGUGCAUGGUGGUGCAGCAGCCUAACCUCAUAUGCUGUACGUUUGUAAUUUAUUUGUCACAUUUGUGGCAACACUGCGUGAAUAAAACAGACCAGCUACAGACUAACAUGACAUACUUUUCUAUGAAUAGCUUUACUUUGGUAAAAAACAACAUGCACAAGCUUGGAGCAGAUGAGGAGAGUUCAAUUUCAAUAUAGCCUUUCACACCAGUACUAUCUAGGCAUUACAUCAUCACCCCAUGGGGGUAUUCACACAUGGAACUUGCCAACUGCAAAAUGUGAAGUAAAUUCUUCACCCCAGUAUGCCCAUCUGUGUCUUACAAAAAACACCAAGAAUGUGAAUAAGAUGUGAUACAAUCCAAACUAAUCUGUCUUCUGUCUCUGAAAGAACACUAUACACACACAAUGAGGAGCCUAGUAUAUACUGCAGCUUCUUUGAACUGGAGAGGACUAAUAACAUCUUCCAGUAAUUAACAUGAAAAUCACAAGGGAAAAUUAUGUUCAUAUAUGCCAGCCUGUGGCUGACUGACAAAUGUUCUGCUGUAAUGGACACGUUUUCCGAGUGAAUCCUCUCUCACUAUAGUCUUGGACAUGUGUUUGUCUAAAAUGGUUGUUACGUGGAUUAUGUUGUUGUAACUGAAUAAGAAAUCAUGAAACAUGAGGAAGAAAAACACAACAGGGUUAACUGAUCACUUUCCAGCUAUGUUGGGGGAAAACAGGGGGUAUUAGCCAAUAAAAACAUGCAAGGGAGGGGGUUUGCUAUUCUUACA